AGCAGCUAAGCACUUAUCGAUCAGGCGAUUUGCUGCAAAACUCCAAAAAUUUCUUGGUUAUCCAUCUUUGAACAAUUCUGCAAUGAUUCAACAACAUACACAUACUGCCACUUACCUCUUCAUACUGUUAAUAGACGUCAGUAUAUUCAAAAACGGUCUCUUCAUACAUAGCGACUACACAUAUACAGCGAAUACAACAUAAUGGCAGUAGAUUAUAGUCCGCGGAGUGUCGCUGACGCUACGCGAUUUACAUCUAAUACACCACAUGCGAAUGCGAAAGCCACAUCCAAUUCCUCUUCAUCCACCAGCUCCGCCUCUUCCUCUCAGAAACCGACCUCAUCCUCACCUUCAUCACGAUCACCACAAAGCCGUAUGCCGCCUCCAGAAAUGCCUGGAUCGUCAACGCCCGAGACUAUGGAAGAGCGGGUACGACGGUUACGAGCCGCGCAUUUAGCUGCAAGGAAACAUGAGACAUCGCGGUUUGAUCGUGUCGUAAAUGUAUCGAGGAGGUACUUCGAUGCUGCUCAUAAAUUCACCGUAUUAGGUUUAAUUACAUUCAGCGGCCUCGCCCUCUUUGUUACUGUAUAUGCGACAGCCGAUAUGAUGAUAUACAACCGCAAGCGCCGGAACGAAUUCUUUGCCCUCCAGAAGCAGCUCAGAGCCGAUAGCUUGGAAGCUGCGCGCCUAGCGUACAUGACCGGUACGGCAUCCGAAGAUCAGAUAGCGCUAGUAGAAGAAGCCGAGGCGAAAGCUAGGCAGUCAGGCAUAAGCCUACCCCCUUUACUGUCCGCGCCUAGGCCAAUGGUUGCAACCGAGGGUACGGAGAGGACUGUUUGGCCUGGUGAAGCCUUGACCGAGAGUAAUCUGUCCGGCGCGGACGAAGUCGAGCAACCUAAGAAAAAGGGCUUCACUUCUUGGUUAUUUGGCGGGUUAAAAAAGGAGGAGACAAGUGAAGAGUCUCUAAAUUUUGAUCGAGAGGCAGCUGCUGCCGCAGGAUCAACAUCAUACUCAAAUGUCACUAAGACUAUUGAUGAAUCGCAACAAGUGCUAAAGGAUAAGGCAAAGGCGGCAUUCGAACAGGAGCGGGAGAACCAAAGAAAAGGGGGUCCCCUAGAUCAACUCGGCUUGGACGGGAAGUCCAACGGUGGUGAAGAUAAGAAAAAGGGUUGGUGGUGAUGGGUGUUGUUAGAGGCUACUGCUAGGAUCUUCACGAUAUAAGGAUUAUUAAAAUGGAAGGCGGUUGGUACAUAUAUAUAACCGCUUAAUGAGCUGGCUAGUCAUUCAACACGUUGAAUGGUUUGCAACGAUAGUCGGAUCUCAUGCAUGAAUUUGGCAUGCUCAGGAUGGGAAGACUGCUGUAUCAUAACUACCUAGGUAGUAGAAGGAUGGGGCAUUGAAUUCGGCGUAUUGGACCAUUUACCAUGAAUAAAUACUCCCCCUGCCGAUUGUAACCAUUCUAUCAGCUGCAUCUUCUGGAAUUUCGGAA
Messenger RNA from Hypoxylon trugodes, 1486 nucleotides. RefSeq lists its product as uncharacterized. Bases 202 to 1176 code for a protein of 324 amino acids. Lineage: Eukaryota; Fungi; Ascomycota; Sordariomycetes; Xylariales; Hypoxylaceae. The transcript is spliced from 2 exons. The record is from RefSeq and is a predicted model, not a curated record.